Messenger RNA from Haliaeetus leucocephalus (bald eagle), 7004 nucleotides. RefSeq names its product myosin VA (heavy chain 12, myoxin) (gene MYO5A). NCBI's taxonomy places the organism in Eukaryota, Metazoa, Chordata, Aves, Accipitriformes, Accipitridae. Gene Ontology annotation, biological process: actin filament organization; vesicle transport along actin filament. The coding region runs from base 1 to 5550 and encodes 1849 amino acids. The transcript has 41 exons. Gene Ontology annotation, molecular function: actin filament binding; ATP binding; microfilament motor activity. Gene Ontology annotation, cellular component: myosin complex; vesicle; actin cytoskeleton. The record is from RefSeq and is a predicted model, not a curated record.
AUGACGACAGACCCGUAUGCCAGGGUUUGGAUCCCUGAUCCAGAGGAGGUCUGGAAGUCAGCAGAACUUCUCAAAGAUUAUAAACCUGGAGAUAAAGUCCUCCAGCUUCGACUUGAGGAGGGCAAGGACCUAGAAUAUUGCCUAGAUCCGAAGACGAAGGAACUCCCGCCCUUGCGAAACCCUGACAUACUUGUUGGUGAAAAUGACCUCACAGCACUCAGUUAUCUCCAUGAACCUGCUGUUUUACACAACCUCAAAGUUCGAUUUAUAGACUCUAAACUAAUCUAUACCUAUUGUGGUAUUGUCUUAGUGGCCAUAAAUCCUUAUGAACAACUGCCUAUCUAUGGCGAAGAUAUCAUCAAUGCGUACAGUGGCCAAAAUAUGGGGGAUAUGGAUCCACAUAUCUUUGCGGUGGCUGAAGAAGCGUAUAAGCAGAUGGCCAGAGAUGAGCGAAAUCAGUCAAUCAUUGUCAGUGGGGAAUCUGGAGCUGGAAAGACCGUCUCUGCUAAGUAUGCCAUGAGGUACUUUGCCACGGUCAGUGGGUCUGCCAGUGAAGCCAAUGUUGAGGAGAAAGUCUUGGCCUCCAACCCCAUCAUGGAGUCUAUUGGAAAUGCCAAAACUACGAGGAAUGACAACAGCAGUCGCUUUGGGAAAUACAUUGAGAUUGGUUUUGAUAAGAGGUAUCGAAUCAUUGGUGCUAACAUGAGAACUUACCUCUUGGAAAAAUCAAGAGUGGUGUUUCAGGCAGAAGAGGAGAGAAAUUACCACAUCUUUUACCAACUUUGUGCCUCUGCAGCAUUACCUGAGUUUAAAACUCUACGAUUAGGGAAUGCAAAUUACUUUCACUAUACAAAGCAAGGUGGAAGCCCUGUGAUUGAUGGUGUCAAUGAUGCUAAGGAAAUGGUAAACACCAGGCAGGCCUGCACUUUGCUAGGGAUUAGUGAUUCCUACCAGAUGGGAAUUUUUCGAAUCCUUGCUGGCAUCCUUCACCUGGGCAACGUGGAGUUUGCAUCUCGGGAUUCUGACAGCUGCACUAUUCCUCCCAAGCACGAACCCCUCAGCAUCUUCUGUGACCUCAUGGGCGUGGAGUAUGAAGAAAUGGCCCACUGGCUUUGCCAUAGGAAGCUCGCAACUGCCACCGAAACCUACAUCAAGCCAAUUUCUAAACUUCAUGCCAUCAAUGCCAGAGAUGCGCUUGCCAAGCAUAUCUAUGCUAAUCUCUUUAACUGGAUUGUAGAUCAUGUGAACAAAGCACUUCACGCUACUGUAAAACAGCAUUCUUUCAUUGGAGUGUUGGACAUUUACGGAUUUGAGACGUUUGAAAUCAACAGCUUUGAACAGUUCUGUAUCAACUACGCUAACGAGAAACUGCAGCAGCAAUUCAAUAUGCAUGUCUUUAAGCUGGAACAAGAAGAAUAUAUGAAGGAACAAAUACCAUGGACCUUGAUUGAUUUCUACGACAAUCAGCCUUGCAUCAACCUCAUAGAGGCCAAAAUGGGAAUUCUCGAUCUGUUGGAUGAGGAGUGCAAGAUGCCAAAAGGCUCGGAUGACACGUGGGCCCAAAAACUCUACAAUACUCAUUUGAAUAAAUGUGCCCUCUUUGAAAAGCCACGUCUGUCAAAUAAGGCUUUUAUCAUCAAGCACUUUGCUGACAAGGUGGAAUAUCAAUGUGAAGGCUUUUUGGAAAAGAAUAAAGACACAGUUUAUGAAGAACAAAUUAAAGUCCUAAAAUCAAGUAAGUUUAAGCUGCUACCAGAGUUAUUCCAGGAUGAGGAGAAGGUCCUCAGUCCCACGUCAGCAACCCCUUCGGGGCGUGUGCCUUUGUCUCGAACGGCUGUAAAACCAGCCAAGGCCAGGCCAGGUCAAGCCAGCAAGGAACAUAAGAAAACUGUGGGACAUCAGUUUCGAAACUCUCUUCACCUGCUGAUGGAAACCCUGAACGCUACAACUCCACACUACGUGCGCUGUAUUAAGCCUAAUGACUUCAAGUUUCCAUUCACAUUUGAUGAAAAGCGGGCAGUACAGCAGCUGAGAGCUUGUGGUGUCCUGGAGACCAUCCGAAUCAGUGCAGCUGGCUUCCCCUCCAGGUGGACAUACCAAGAGUUCUUCAGCCGUUACCGUGUUCUGAUGAAGCAGAGAGAUGUCCUUAGUGACCGAAAGCAGACGUGUAAAAAUGUCCUGGAGAAGCUGAUUCUGGACAAGGAUAAGUACCAGUUUGGUAAGACAAAAAUAUUUUUCCGGGCUGGUCAAGUAGCCUAUCUGGAAAAAAUAAGGGCAGAUAAGUUGAGAGCUGCCUGUAUCCGCAUCCAAAAGACGAUCCGAGGCUGGCUGAUGCGAAAGAAGUACGUGCGUAUGAGGAAGGCUGCCAUCACCAUUCAGAGAUAUGUCAGAGGGUACCAAGCACGAUGCUAUGCCAAGUUCCUGCGGAGAACACGGGCUGCCAUCACUAUUCAGAAGUUCCAGCGGAUGUAUGUGGUCCGCAAAAGAUACCAAUGCAUGCGAGCUGCUACUAUUGCUCUUCAGGCUCUCCUGAGAGGUUACAUGGCCAGGAACAAGUACCAAAUGAUGCUUCGGGAGCACAAGUCGAUUAUUAUUCAGAGACAUAUAAGAGGCUGGCUGGCUCGAGUGCACUACCGUAGGACCUUGAAGGCAAUUGUUUACUUGCAAUGCUGUUACCGGCGCAUGAUGGCCAAGAGAGAGCUAAAGAAACUGAAGAUAGAGGCCCGGUCUGUAGAACGCUACAAGAAACUUCACAUUGGCUUGGAGAACAAGAUCAUGCAGCUGCAGCGAAAAAUUGAUGAGCAGAACAAAGAGUACAAAUCUCUGCUGGAGAAGAUGAGCAACCUGGAGAUCACGUACAGUACGGAGACAGAGAAGCUGCGGAGUGAUGUGGAAAGGCUUCGGAUGAGUGAGGAGGAGGCUAAGAACGCAACCAACCGUGUCCUCAGCCUUCAGGAGGAGAUUGCCAAGCUCCGGAAGGAGCUGCACCAAACUCAGUCUGAGAAGAAGACCAUUGAGGAAUGGGCAGACAAAUACAAACAUGAAACUGAGCAGCUGGUAUCAGAGCUGAAAGAGCAGAACACAUUACUGAAAACGGAAAAGGAGGAGCUGAACCGCCGCAUCCAUGACCAGGCGAGGGAAAUAACAGAGACGAUGGAAAAGAAGCUCGUGGAGGAAACAAAACAGCUAGAGCUAGAUCUGAAUGAUGAACGGUUACGAUACCAGAACCUGCUGAAUGAGUUCAGCCGUUUAGAGGAGCGGUAUGAUGAUCUCAAGGAUGAAAUGAACUUAAUGGUGAACAUCCCCAAGCCUGGACACAAAAGAACGGAUUCAACUCACAGUAGUAAUGAAUCUGAAUAUACUUUUAGCUCUGAGAUCACAGAAGCAGAAGACUUACCAGUGAGGAUGGAGGAACCAAGUGAGAAGAAGGCACCAUUGGAUAUGUCUCUGUUCCUCAAGCUGCAGAAACGGGUUACAGAGCUGGAGCAAGAAAAGCAAUCCCUGCAGGAUGAGCUGGACAGAAAGGAAGAACAGGCUCUCCGUGCUAAAGCUAAGGAGGAGGAAAGGCCUCCAAUAAGAGGUGCAGAGUUGGAGUAUGAGUCGCUCAAGCGUCAAGAACUUGAAUCUGAGAAUAAAAAACUGAAGAAUGAGUUGAAUGAGCUGCAGAAGGCCCUCACAGAAACGCGAUCUCCAGAGGUAACUGCUCCUGGUGCCCCUGCAUAUCGAGUCCUCCUGGAUCAGCUGACUUCAGUGAGUGAAGAGCUGGAAGUACGCAAGGAAGAAGUCCUCAUCCUGAGGUCUCAGCUUGUUAGCCAGAAGGAGGCUAUUCAGCCCAAGGAGGAUAAGAAUACCAUGACAGAUUCUACAAUCCUCUUGGAGGAUGUACAAAAGAUGAAAGACAAAGGAGAAAUAGCACAGGCGUAUAUUGGACUGAAGGAAACAAACAGGCUGCUGGAGUCUCAGCUUCAGUCACAGAAGAAGAGCCACGAGAACGAACUGGAAUCGCUGCGAGGUGAGAUCCAAAGUCUGAAGGAAGAAAACAAUCGCCAGCAGCAGCUCCUAGCACAGAAUCUGCAGCUGCCUCCAGAGGCCCGCAUUGAAGCCAGUCUACAGCAUGAGAUCACCCGGCUGACUAAUGAGAACUUGUUUUGUGAGGAGUUGUAUGCAGAUGAUCCCAAGAAGUAUCAAUCGUACCGGAUUUCACUUUACAAACGGAUGAUUGAUUUAAUGGAGCAGCUUGAAAAGCAAGACAAAACUGUUCGCAAGUUAAAGAAACAGUUGAAAGUAUUUGCUAAGAAGAUCGGCGAACUUGAAGUGGGCCAGAUGGAGAACAUAUCACCUGGACAAAUCAUUGACGAACCUAUUCGUCCAGUUAACAUUCCACGGAAAGAAAAGGACUUCCAAGGGAUGUUAGAAUAUAAGAAGGAAGAUGAACAAAAACUUGUCAAGAAUCUUAUUUUAGAGCUGAAACCACGUGGGGUAGCUGUCAACCUGAUUCCAGGACUACCAGCAUAUAUUUUGUUCAUGUGUGUACGCCAUGCGGAUUACCUUAAUGAUGACCAAAAAGUGCGGUCAUUGUUGACUUCCACUAUCAAUGGCAUCAAAAAAGUGUUGAAGAAAAGAGGUGAUGACUUUGAAACAGUAUCCUUCUGGCUAUCUAACACCUGCCGAUUUUUGCACUGUUUGAAGCAAUAUAGCGGAGAAGAGGGGUUUAUGAAGCAUAAUACACCUCGUCAAAAUGAACACUGCCUCACGAAUUUUGAUUUAGCUGAAUACAGACAAGUACUGAGUGAUUUGGCUAUUCAGAUCUACCAACAACUUGUCCGAGUGUUGGAAAACAUUCUGCAACCAAUGAUUGUUUCAGGAAUGCUGGAGCAUGAGACUAUCCAAGGUGUCUCAGGGGUGAAACCAACAGGGCUGCGGAAGAGAACAUCCAGCAUUGCCGAUGAAGGAACCUACACUUUGGACUCUAUUAUUCGGCAGCUGAACUCUUUCCAUUCAGUGAUGUGUCAGCACGGAAUGGAUCCGGAGCUGAUCAAACAGGUUGUCAAGCAGAUGUUCUACAUCAUUGGGGCUGUAACACUUAAUAAUCUUCUCCUGCGCAAGGACAUGUGCUCGUGGAGCAAAGGAAUGCAGAUAAGAUACAAUGUGAGUCAACUGGAGGAAUGGCUACGUGAUAAAAAUUUGAUGAAUAGUGGGGCUAAAGAAACACUGGAACCCCUCAUCCAGGCUGCACAAUUGUUGCAAGUAAAAAAGAAAACAGAUGAAGAUGCAGAAGCCAUCUGUUCAAUGUGCAAUGCACUGACUACUGCCCAGAUUGUAAAAGUUCUGAAUUUGUAUACGCCAGUAAAUGAGUUUGAAGAGAGAGUCUUGGUAUCAUUUAUACGUACAAUACAGAUGCGUCUGCGAGACAGGAAGGACUCUCCUCAGUUGCUCAUGGAUGCUAAACACAUCUUUCCUGUUACUUUUCCUUUUAAUCCAUCCUCUCUGGCACUAGAAACCAUUCAGAUCCCAGCCAGCUUGGGCCUGGGCUUCAUAUCACGUGUCUGAUCCCAAGGAUGUACCAUCAGUGUUAGACGGAGAAUCGGUUGCCUGAUAUCUUUACCCAUUAAAACAUAGUGAGCCACUGAAAACACAUUUUUUGAACAGUCUAUAUUUUCCCAGAUCUGUAGUAAAAGUAGCUGGAAAACUACAUAACAGCACCACAGAUUGAAGGCUAAUAGAAAGAUGUGCAUUUGUGUUCAGUCUUUGCAUUUAAGAGGACAUCACUGAUUCAUACAUUUCCAGAAUAUGGAAAUCGGGCUUGGACAAAAAUUGUGUGUUCAGCUGUCUAGAGACAUUUUUAGAUCUUUAGUAACAUAUUUAAAUAAUGUAAAUUAAACUCCAUAUGUAAUCUUCUCAUAGGCAGGGACCAACAGGGACAGUCACAGUCCUGAACAUGGGAGACUUGAAAGUAAGGCAUUUUGUAGUAGAAUACACAGUCACUUGGGAGCCUGUUACAUUUAAUUUGUAAAAACUGGAAUGGAGAAACACAAACUGGCAAUAUUUAAGAUGAUUUCUUAAACCACUUCCUUAUUUAUGUCAGUUUGACAUAAAUUCUAGUGAUAAGUCUUAUAGCUCACUAUAUGCUAUAACUUAGGUGUUCAUUUGUUAGUACUGUGGUUUGCCAAGCAUACUAAAUCACUGCUGCAUAUUGUGUUCUUUUAAAUGUAUGACAGUAUCAUACUAAGCACUAAAAAUAAGAUAUUUCAUUUUUUGUUGUCAACCUUAUUUACAGUCCAAUGCAGUCUGUUACUUUAACUGGAUUUUUGCAAAUGGUAUCAAAUAACACCUGUAGAGGAAAAUGGUAACUAAGCACAAGUAGCACACUGGAAAUUACAUGUUUAGUUAUUUUUAAAUGUAGUUAGCUAAAAAUACAGUAUCUUAAAGCAAAUGAUCAGAAGUCAAUAAUGAUUUUAGUAUUUAUUUAGAUUUUGUAGUCUGUCUAAUGUUACUUGUUUGUAGACCCCAGAGAUGACUGUGUGUAUUUUGAGUAGAAUCUCUUUUGUUUUGUUGCCCCUUAAAAAAAAAAAAAAAAAAAAGUAUUCUUUCAUACUGGAAUUUGAGAUUAAAAACUUUAAUAGAAAAUUUCUGCAGUAGCCCAAGGCUCUCAUUCUUUGAAAGGUUAACUAACAAGAACGUUAAGUAGGUUUUGACUAUGAUGCUGUCAUUUGACUAUGAUUCAUGCUGAUUUAAUGGUUGGAGAUCCAGAGUGCAUAAUGAGAAACUGAGUUACUUUGGAUAUUGCACAUCUUACUGGAAAGAUUUUUCUGUCUCGCACAUCUUGGAUCUGCUAUAUGGAAUUCACAUUUCACAAUGUGCAACAUAAGCAUAGAAACUUUGUUUAAGGUUCCAAUUCUGAACUUUAAAACAGGUAGUUUGUGGUGUAUGGCUCAAAUAUACAUGUAAAAAAAAGUCACACACAUUGUUCAGUUGCAUUGUGCAAUAUUUUUUUAUGUAUUAUA